UCUGCAAAUAUUAAUAUGAUGCACAAUGUUGAACGAUCCACAUGUACUAAUUUUCUCCAUCAAAAUCGUCAACUUUCAAGCAUUUUGGAAGAAAAUGCUACAGUGGAUACAAAUAUAAUCCAAGAUAAUGAUUCCAAUUUUCCUGCGGGUACAAUUAUUACCCACGAUGGUACAAUUCUUUUACCAGACGAUAAUCAUGAAAUAUUCCAUAAACAAAUACCUCGAGACGAGAAUAUUGCUAACAAUGUCAUUGAAGUAUCCGCAAAAAGGAUUUACACAAAUCGAGAAGAAUAUACCGAGAUUAUGCUUAAAUUAGCAUCUCUUGAAAUGGAAGUCAAAACAGUGUCACGAACAAUGAGCAGGAUUGAAUAUCUACUUCAGCAAACAUUACCGGGCUACGGCCAAGAUGAGCAGACAGCCAAUGAGCGAUUUGGAACAAAAUUCCCAAUAAAAAAUAUCGAAGAUUUACAUGAUCUCGAACAGAAAUUGAAUGAUUCGGCAUUGUGCAAAGAUAUGAAACGGCUUAUCAGUCGACAAAUAAAUCCGGAGGAGACACUUUCCAAAAAUGUGACAGCAGUAAUGAAAAAGAUAUUGAGUCGAGACGUUGCAUUGCUUUUUACAGCUACCAGAAAGAUGGAAAAGAAAAUUGUAUUCAAGUUGAAUGUUCCGAAUAUCUGUAACUGUAUUGUAGAAACUUUAACAUCCCGGAUAAAUGCAGUCGAAUCGAAAGUCUAUGCCGCACUAGGAACAGUCUUUACCAAUUCAAAAGAUUGGGAAGGUUACAGAAUAAAUCGGACCAGAAAAGAGAAGAUUGACGAAAAAAGUGAUAUAAUUAUAUACGCUUAAGCGAAUAAGACAUUUUCUUCACAGUUUAAAAGUUUAUUGCAGUUAUAUAAUACCCAUAAUUUAUUACUUGUUACUCCACCAUAAUAUUCUUCAGUAUAUAUUGAUAAUAAACGUUAAUAACAUAAAUGAUAACUGUAU
Molecule: messenger RNA, 984 nt
Organism: Athalia rosae (coleseed sawfly)
Lineage: Eukaryota; Metazoa; Arthropoda; Insecta; Hymenoptera; Athaliidae
Exons: 5
Coding region: 16-846 (276 amino acids)
Source: RefSeq, a predicted model, not a curated record